Melanotaenia boesemani (Boeseman's rainbowfish) is the source of this 1734-nucleotide messenger RNA. It is a transcript of the gene cnih1, whose product is annotated as cornichon family AMPA receptor auxiliary protein 1. Gene Ontology annotation, biological process: vesicle-mediated transport. The transcript is spliced from 5 exons. The record is from RefSeq and is a predicted model, not a curated record. Bases 95 to 529 code for a protein of 144 amino acids. Lineage: Eukaryota; Metazoa; Chordata; Actinopteri; Atheriniformes; Melanotaeniidae.
AGAAGAAGACAUCCCGACAAAUCUCAAAACGGUGGGAAGCUGCCUGCAUCAUCCGCCAACCGGGCCAGGAACUGCUUAGAAGAACUUGAGAAAAAUGGCGUUCACAUUCGCGGCCUUUUGUUAUAUGCUUGCUCUGCUGCUCACUGCGGCGCUUAUCUUUUUCGCUAUCUGGCACAUAAUAGCAUUUGAUGAGCUGAAGACUGACUACAAGAAUCCUAUAGAUCAAUGCAACACUUUAAAUCCGCUGGUUCUGCCGGAGUAUCUAAUCCACUUCUUCUUCUGCGUGAUGUUUUUCUGUGCGGCUGAGUGGCUCACCCUCUUUCUCAACUUACCUCUGUUGGCUUAUCAUGUCUGGAGGUAUAUGAGCAGACCUGUGAUGAGCUGUCCAGGACUGUACGACCCAACGACCAUCAUGAAUGCCGACAUCCUGGCGUACUGUCAAAAAGAAGGCUGGUGCAAACUGGCUUUCUACCUCCUGUCUUUCUUCUACUAUCUCUAUGGGAUGAUCUAUGUUCUGGUGAGCUCAUAAGUGGGCCAGAGAAGGGUGUGCACAUACAGUCAACAACCAGAUAAUACAAUCUAGUGGUGGAAGGCUGGAUCUGCUGGAGACCACUGCUCAGCAACACAAGAUGCCAUUUCAAGAGGAUGAACUCCACUCCCCUCAACACAGCGCAGUGUCAUUGCAGAAACAUUUAACCUCUUUUAAGACUUUAUCUCAGUCGCAGCGUUUCCCUCAUAGCACUGCAGUUUAAACACUGUUUUUGGAAACCACGAUAAACCUGAACAGGCAACUUUGUCCUUUUUUUUUUUUUUUUUUACUUAGUGGUGUGGUGACUUUUAAUGCUUGGGAUUUAAAUAAAGGUUUUCAUCACAGUUCCCAACCUGAGUGUUUACAGAUUAGUUAGGCUUCCAGGUGCAUUUACCUGUGAGGAUCUAAGAUUUUUUUUUAAAUUGUAUUCCUGCCAGGAGAUUUCUCGUGUUCACGCCCACAGAUAAUUAAACUGAACAUUUUGGGACCGAUGGUGCAGUGAAGGUUGAAGUGCAUGGGCUAUUAUCAUUUAGUAAAACACGGUGCACACAGACAAUCAUUGUCUGGUUGUCUCAAGAUCAGUUUUCAAACUUUCAGAUGUAUCAUUUCCAUACUCGAGGUUUAUCAAAUAUCCCUGUCCAACUCUAGAGGCAGCGUUUCCAUCUGCAUUCAUCCAGACUGUGAACUGUCUUGUAUUUCUGUAGAAUAGCCCUUAAAGCUACCAGUGAAGUGAAAGGUAGACUCAACAGUAAAACAAAAAAAUGUAUUCGGCUUAAAAAAAGCAACAGUACUUUAAUCUGCUGCAGCGUUGUAGGCUUUGGUAGCUUCCUGCUGACGUGCCAUACUGUUGAAUGUACCUUUUGAAAUUCUGUUUUUAUUUGUUCAUUUUGGCACCAAAUAGUCCACAUUGUUAAAAACUCCAGUUUAUUUAUUCCAGCUUUAAUUUCACUCUUUCAAAUCCUUUUUAUUUUAAAGCAGAAUUUCAAGCACUCCGUGUUGUUGCUCAUCUUCAAAUCAAACCUGUCAUAUUUUAGUGUAGAAGCCAUUAGUCCAAAUUGUCUUUAUUUGUAUUUAUUGUCAUUUGACAUGUAAAUUUAUCAGGGAAGAGGAUUAUUUUGUCAAUGACAUUUUAAUGUAUUAGAUCCCAUCACAUCAAAUCUAGGAAAAGAUUUAUUUGAAUCUAAAUAAAACAAUCCCGCUAUAAA